ACUUCAUAGCUCUCUCCAAGGCUAUCAAAACUUGAAACUUUUGUCCCUAUCAAGACUUUCACCUCUCUCUCUUGAACACAAAACAAACAUAUGGAAAGCCCAAAGUCACCCCUUCAGCCCUCUACUUAUGGAAACCUAAUCACUGUUCUCAGUAUUGAUGGAGGUGGAGUAAGAGGGCUUAUCCCAGGAACAAUUCUUGGCUUCUUGGAGUCCGAACUUCAGAAGUUGGAUGGCGAGGAUGCAAGAAUUGCAGACUAUUUUGAUGUGAUUGCAGGAACAAGCACAGGUGGUCUUGUGACUGCCAUGCUAACUGCACCCAAUGAAAAAAACCGCCCCUUGUUUGCUGCUAAAGAUAUCAAAAACUUCUACCUUGAUAAUUGCCCUAAAAUAUUCCCGCAAGUCAGUUCUCCAUUUCCUAGGGUAAUCAAAGCCUUAUUUGGACCAAAGUACGAUGGGAAGUAUCUCCACAGCCUAGUUAAGGAAAAACUAGGAAAUAUAAAAUUACACCAAGCACUGACUAAUAUAGCAAUACCAACUUUCGACAUUAAGAGACUCCAGCCAACCAUCUUUUCCACCUAUGAGGUGAUGAAUAAUCCAAGCUUGGAUGCGUUACUUUCAGAUAUAUGCAUUGCAACCUCAGCAGCACCUACUUAUCUUCCUGCCCAUUAUUUUGAAACCAAAAACCCAAAUGGAAAAGUUAGAGAAUUCAACCUAAUUGAUGGUGGUGUGGCUGCAAAUAAUCCGGCUUUGAUUGCUAUCAGUGAGGUGACCAAGCAAAUAAUGUGGAGAAGUUCAGAUUAUUUUGCUAUAAAGAAAAUGGACUAUGGUCGACUUCUGGUUAUAUCAUUAGGAACUGGUUCACCCAAAGCUAACGAGAAAUAUAAUGCAGAUAAAUCAGCUAAAUGGGGUUUGUUGGGAUGGUUAACCAGUGGUAGUUCCACACCCUUAGUAGAUGUGUUUAGUCAAGCCAGUUCGGAUAUGGUUGACUACCACCUUAAUGUGGUUUUUCAGGCCCUUCACUCCAAAAAGAAUUAUUUACGAAUUCAGGAUGACACAUUAACUGGGAAAGUUUCCUCUGUUGAUAUAGCUACGAAGAAAAAUUUGGAAGAUCUUGUGAAAGUUGGUGAAGGAUUACUAAAGAAACCAAUUUCAAGGGUAAAUUUGGAGACAGGUGUAGUAGAGCCUGUUGGUCAAGAGACUAAUGAAGAAGCUCUCCGAAGGUUUGCAAAACUACUUUCUGAUGAGAAAAGACUUCGUAAUGUCAGAUCACCGCAUGGACGCACUGCAAAUACAAAGGAUUUUAAACUAAGAUUGUAGAUUAAUAUAUUAUUUAUUUUUAUAUUUUUUGUUACAUGUGUUUUUGAUGUAGGUGCAAACAAAGUACACCCAUGCACCUUUCUAUUUCUUUUGUUAUUUUCCUUUUGAAUAAUGCUCAGCUGGUACAAAGUAAGCAUUCUUUAUUCUUUAAUGAAUCAGUUGUACCAAAUUUCUCAAG
Messenger RNA from Camellia sinensis, 1495 nucleotides. Its product is annotated as patatin-like protein 2. Gene Ontology annotation, molecular function: monoacylglycerol lipase activity; glycerophospholipase activity. The record is from RefSeq and is a predicted model, not a curated record. Lineage: Eukaryota; Viridiplantae; Streptophyta; Magnoliopsida; Ericales; Theaceae. Gene Ontology annotation, biological process: lipid metabolic process.